AUGGCGCGAACAGAAGCCACUAAGCUCUCCAACGGCACCAUUCACAAUGAAAAAGCCAAUGGCUCAGUAACAGUGUCCGAGAUCCACGAGGAAAAGACUGAUUACGCCCGCUGGAGACUCCUGGACGAGCGGGGACGUCAGACCUGGCACUACCUCCAAACCGACGAGGAAGUAGAGCAGUGGCCGCAGAGCACAGCGGACAAGUACCACCUAGGCCUCCCCACUGGUCUCCCCAACCUCCAACCCCCCAAAACCCCCCUCGCCUCCGCCCACAACGCCCUAACCUUCUUCUCCGCCCUCCAACUGCCCCCAGGCAACUGGGCCUGCGAAUACGGCGGCCCGCUCUUCCUCCUCCCCGGCCUCGUCAUCGCCUGGUACGUCACGCAGACCCCGAUCCCGCCCGCCUAUGCAACUGAGAUCAAGAACUACCUCUUCGCGCGGCAGAAUGCAGAGGAUGGAGGCUGGGGGCUGCACAUUGAGGGCGAGAGCAGCGUGUUCGGCACCGCGAUGAACUACGUCGUGUGUCGGCUGCUAGGGGCAGAUGCUGAGGAUCCUAGGAUGGUAAGAGCGAGGGCGCUGUUACAUGAGCUGGGAGGCGCGGUCAAUGGGCCGCAUUGGGCGAAGUUUUGGUUGAGUGUGUUGGGGGUGUGUGAGUGGGAGAUUGUCAAUCCGGUACCGCCGGAGCUGUGGCUACUACCAGACUGGGUCCCCAUAGCCCCCUGGCGCUGGUGGAUCCACAUGCGCGCCGUCUUCCUCCCCAUGAGCUUCGUCUGGUCGCGCCGCUUCUCCCACCCUCUAGAUCCCCUGACCCGCUCCCUUCGCGAUGAGCUCUUCACGCAACCACACAGCAGCAUAGACUUCGCCGCCCACCGCAACAGCAUCAGCCCCCGCGACAACUACCACCCAAAAACCUGGAUCCUGAACACGAUAAACUGGCUCCUCGUCAACAUCUGGAACCCCUACCUCCGCAGCGCCCGCCUCGUGCAGAAAGCUGAAGCCUGGACCUGGAAGCUCAUGCAGAUGGAAGACGCCAACACCGACUUCGCGAACCUCGCCCCCGUGAACGGACCCAUGCAUCUCCUCGCCUGCUACAUCGAGGAAGGGCCGGACGCCUACAGCGUCAAGCGGCACCGCGAGCGCAUGGAGGACUUCCUCUGGGUCAAGGACGAGGGCAUGCUCAUGAACGGCACCAACGGCGUGCAGAACUGGGAUACCUCGUUCGCGAUCCAGGCCGUGAUGGCGUGCCCCGGCUUCGCGGCGGACGAACGCUGGAGGCCCGUGCUCACCAAGGCGCUGGAGUUCCUCGAGGACCAGCAGAUCCGCGAGGACUGCGUCGACCAAAGUGUGUGCUACCGCCACCCGCGAAAGGGCGCCUGGGGCUUCUCGACGAGAGAGCAGGGCUACACGGUCAGCGACUGCACGUCCGAAGCCGUCAAGGCGGUUAUGCAGCUGCAGUUCACGCCCGGGUACCCUCAGCUAGUAUCGGACGACCGCAUCCACGACGCCAUCGACAUCAUCCUCACGAUGCAAAACCCUUCCGGCGGCUGCUCGUCCUACGAACCCACGCGCGGGUCAGAGUAUCUCGAGUACCUGAACGCGGCCGAGGUGUUUGGCCGCAUCAUGGUUGAGUACGACUACCCGGAAUGCACGACCGCGUGCGUGACGGCGCUGAUGCUGUUUAAGAAGCUGUACCCCACCUACCGCACCGCUGAUAUCGAUGCCUUUGUUGAGAGGGCGCUCGCUUAUAUAAGGAGGGUGCAGCGGCCCGAUGGCUCGUGGUAUGGCUCCUGGGGCAUCUGCUUCACGUACGCGGGCAUGUUUGCGCUGGAGGCGCUGGCGGCGGUGGGGGAGACGUAUGAGAGUUCUGAGCGGGUGAGGCGCGCGUGUGAGUUUUUUAUUGAGCGUCAGAUGGAGGACGGGGGGUGGGGCGAGACGUAUAGGAGCUGUGAGACGGGCGAGUGGUGUAACCAUGAGAGGAGCCAGGUUGUGCAGACGGCGUGGGUGUGCAUUGCGCUUAUGGAGGCCAGGUUUCCGGAGCAAGAGCCGAUCAGGAAGGCGCUGAGGAUGGUGAUGGGGAGGCAGAGGGCGAACGGAGAGUGGCUGCAGGAGGGGAUUGAGGGGGUUUUUAACAAGAGUUGCAUGAUAUCAUACCCGAAUUACAAGUUCAUAUUCCCGAUCAAGGCGCUGGGGAUGUAUGCGGAGAGGUAUGGGGAUAUUGAGCUGGACUGA
Messenger RNA from Coniosporium apollinis CBS 100218, 2229 nucleotides. Its product is annotated as lanosterol synthase. Gene Ontology annotation, cellular component: lipid droplet. The transcript has 4 exons. NCBI's taxonomy places the organism in Eukaryota, Fungi, Ascomycota, Dothideomycetes. Gene Ontology annotation, molecular function: lanosterol synthase activity. The record is from RefSeq and is a predicted model, not a curated record. The coding region runs from base 1 to 2229 and encodes 742 amino acids. Gene Ontology annotation, biological process: ergosterol biosynthetic process; triterpenoid biosynthetic process.